Molecule: messenger RNA, 372 nt
Organism: Ilex paraguariensis (yerba mate)
Lineage: Eukaryota; Viridiplantae; Streptophyta; Magnoliopsida; Aquifoliales; Aquifoliaceae
Source: the annotation of a GenBank genome assembly
AUGCUUAGUGGAAGCUGUAGAGCUAGCAAACUAAAAAACCUGGAGAGCAAGCUGCCAAGCAUAGAGAAAAUGAGUUGUUGGCUUGAUACUGACGAUGAACUCGAAAUCAUCGACAGUACUUCCGUAGAGAUGAACCUCCUCAAGAGGAAGAAGCCUGAGGAGCAAGAAGAUAGAAAAAUGAGCUGGGUGGUUGAGGUUGACGAUAAACUCGAAAUGAUGGGCAAUGCUUCUUCAAGUUCAUCCCCCAAGAAACACUCUAUCUACAGAGUACCACCCUUCAUUGCACGCCAAAACAAGAAGGUCUACAGUCCUCAAACAGUGUCAUUUGGCCCUUACCAUCACGGUAAGGUUGAUUUGAAACCAAUGGAGUAA